ACGUUCGGAUUUCAAAGUGUUUCCUUACAAUGUUCUGCAUUUCGCUAGUGUCCUGGUUUGCUAUGACCUCUGUCGGAGUAUACGUUGUCGAGAUACCUGAACCCCUUGGAUCACGAACUGCAGAUGCGAGUGAAAGCCUUAGCCGAAUGAUCUAUCCGUCCUAUCCUUAUGGCGACGUUCCACUGAGAUUAGCUUUCAGUCCGCGAACCACUGUACUUAUCAAGGAUAACGUCCACAACGAGCCCCUGGAACGUGUUGUGGAAUUUGUUUUGGAUACCGACAAUGUUUCACUCUGUACCAUAUUGGGGUCUUACUUUUCAACCGAAACUACAUUUCAAAGCUGGAAUUUCAAAACUUUUUUGGCUACUUUACCAGGUGGCCACGCUGAAUGUCUUUGUCAGCAGACGAUUCAGCCCAGUGUAACGACAUCACCAGAUCGGCGCAUCUUAGUCUUCUUUGGUUUUGGGGCGGGUCAAUGCUCCAAGUUCAUCGUUCUUUACAAUGGUAUUACAACCAUCACCAGUGUACUAUCCGCAAUUGGUGAGAAUACUCCAUGGGCAUUUUCACCUGGUCUUGUUACCAUACCGACCAAUACGUCAUCGUCGAUAUUCACACUCAUAUCAUACGGAGGAUCACAUUGUAAUAAUUUCAGCGACGCGGAAUGUGUCCGCUUCUCCACGGAUAUCUUCCAGGUCACAAUCGACAUAUCAGACCCAUCGGUACCAGUAAAGUGGAUAAAAUCGGAGCAUCAGUUAGCAAAUACCGGCACUAGGUCUCCAAGCCCCCGAGCAAACCCCACUCUAAUAUCUAUAAGUGAUUCCCAGUUAUUGCUGUUCGGUGGAGUGGAAGCACAUGGAUAUUCUCAACCCAUCCAGGUACGAAUGUUAAACGAUUUCUGGAUUUUCAAUAUUGAACAAGGCACAUGGCUCGAACUGAAAUCCAAUUUUCCAUCUACCUACUCUCCUGAGGGCGAUGUGAGUAUGAUGAGGGAGUUUUUCAAUACCUUACAGGUUGCCUAUUUCAGCGUCUUCCGAUCACUGAUUGUGGCAUACUCUGUUCCGCACGGUCCGUUUAUCCUGUAUCUAUGCGCACUGUCAACCCAAGACAAGGACCCAGUUCACUGCGAAGCUAAAGGGAAACUUACAGACUUAUAUAUACAGAACUAUCCGCACGACAUCCCUUGGUUUUCAUUGUUGUCCGACCAAACCGACGAAUUCCAUAUCGUCUUUCAAAGAAUAAGAAGCACGAAAAGUUUCACCUUGCAUCAGUGCGUCCAAUGUCAACCCAACACGUCCCAGCUAUCGACCACGUAUAAGCCACAUAUUGAUGUUCGAAGUCAUUUUUCAGGCUUCCAGGGUUGCAAUACAGCCCGUCCUCUGUCUAUACCCCUUUCUGACAGCAUUUCAAUAUACAUUUUUAUUGGUUCAAACUGUCCAGAAAGAACAACAGCUCGUUAUGAUAUUCGCUUUACUCGUUCGCAGAGACCAACCCCUAUUGUUGUGUGGCAACUUCUACACGACCGAUUCGGAACAUCAACAAUAGUCGCCAAGUAUCCUUCAUCAUCGCCUCUGCUUUAUAAUCGAGCGGGCUUCACAUUCACGUCCGUUCAGCCAUUCAUGGGAAUUCUCUUUGGAGGUUCGAGGAUUAUAAACAAAAGCUACGAUUUCCCUAGUUCUACUUGGUGUUUGUAUAUCCAGGUUGAUAGCCAAGCUCGAGAUUCCACAGUCUACUGGCGACGCCUUACUACACAUCAACCCCAGCCCUCGCCAAUGCCUCGAGAAGACCAUGUGGCAUUCAGCCACAAGAGCCACAAGAGCACACAUCUGGUGAUACACGGUGGGAAUAACGAUAUACAGAUGUACGGCGACUUAUGGCUACUGCAGAUGACAGAUGAACAGUCGUGCUCCGGUACGUGGACCCAACUGACUGAUAAUGUUUUCGGUGAGAAACUGCCUCGUCUAUACGGUCAUUCAGCCACUGCGUAUGGUGAUGACAUCAUUCUGUUUGGUGGUUACAACGCAUUCAAUGAAGAAAGUCCAAGAAGCGUCAAUAACACACGUGACAAUGGAGAUGGGUUAGCUAUGACUGAUCACUUGUUGGUGAUGUCGAUCAAGAGCCUUUCUUUCAUUCAUCUCCGCAAGAUUCCUUUGUCACAACAAGUUCCCGUGCGGGUCUUCCAUUCUUUGUCUUCUUACUUGAACAAUUCAUUUUUACUACUAGGCGGAUAUUCAUUUCGUAGCCGACCCACGAGAGCUGCAUUUCUUUUUCAAUUGCGGGCCCAUGGAACGAAAAUCACAGUUAAGGUUAUACACUUUUUCAACUUCACCAUCUAUGGCCAACGUGUGAUCGAUGACCUUAUCUUCUCAGGUGGAUUUAAUAUCGAACCCGAUGAUGUAGAUCAAGCAAGACACAGUUUAAAAUUUCUGACAUUGAACAGUUUGGAACAUUGUCCAUUGGGCUAUGGAUACUCGGAACACCGUUCCUGUGAACCCUGUCCUAUAGGAUACUACUCGUCAGCUAUUGUUGAGAACUGUACAAGAUGUCCUGGUGAUUUAACGACACCAGGCAUUGGGGCCUGGAAAUGCGCUACCAUAUGUAUGGACAGCUACUGCAAUGGCCACGGUACAUGCAAGCUGAAUAGAGAUGACAAGAAGUAUUGCAACUGCAAGUUUGGAUACCUACCGGCCGACAACUGUCGCACACCCGUAGUCUACCUUUCUCAGAUGGCAGCCGUUAUAUUUUCCUUCGUGCUUUCUCUGUUCAUUGCGUUCCUAUUGAAGUUCAUUCGAAAGCGUCGCGACUUGAGGAAGACGGAAAAAGAGUUGCAAAUCCAGCAUGUCCGUCUCCAAAGGUCCCUGAGGAAACUUGGAGAACUGAACCGGGGAGCGCGAAUUCAAUGGGGGGACUUAACAAUCAAGAAACGACUGGCAUCGGGGACCUACAGCAAGGUGUAUAUUGCAAAGCUCAGUGACAUGGAUGUUGUAGUCAAGAAACUUCCCAAGCGCUUCAAUCGAACGCGAUGGCGUACAUCGCCUUUUGACACCUUCUUAGAGGAGGCUGAGACACUGCGAUCCGUGUGCCACCCAAAUAUUGUCCUCUUUCUUGGAGCAGGCCAGGACAUAGCGGACAAGUGCCCAUUCUUGGUUAUGGAGUACUUGCGACGAGGUUCCCUCUACGAUAAUCUGCAUAAUCCACGUGUUCAACUGGAACAAGAGGAUAUGCUCCGGUUUGCUCUGGACAUCGCUCGUGGUAUGCGAUAUCUGCAUAGCUCUAACCCUCCACAGAUUCACCGUGAUCUAAAAAGUCCAAACCUAUUGGUCAGUGAUAAGUGGGUGGUGAAAAUCGGAGACUUGGAGUUCACCAGAUAUCUUACCCUUAUAGAAAACGAAGAUCGUUCGCAAUCAGGGCAGCAAUCCACUAACGGUGCCCAAACCAACGCUCAGGCAGCAAGCGUUCUUCACGAUCAUUCAAUAGCAGACAGCGGCGAAAACGAAAACCUGGUUCAACGUACGGUCUCUGAAUGCCAGAAUCUUUCACAUCUACCAAUACACCACAGCGGUAGUGAUACGGCCAGUCCAAGUCUGUGCGAUGAGAGACAAUCACCAUCUGGAAAUGAUAAUCAUGGUGAGGAUACCAUGGUAGCUGACGACGCUGACAGUACUCCACAUCACUGUUUCACGGCCUCACAGCUGCCAUCACGAGUUGGAAUGACGUGUGGUGUUGGAACUGACAGAUGGAGAGCUCCAGAGACACUGUCUGAGAACAGUUACACGGAAAAAUCAGAUGUGUAUAGUUAUGGCGUGUGUCUGUGGGAGAUAUCUACUCGUCAGCUUCCCUACGCACAUUUGUCGUUCCCGGAGGACAUCCAUCAAGAGAUCAUGGAUGGAAACACGCCAGUCUUUCCUCCCACCACUCCCUACCCAUACCGUCACCUGGCUGAGAAAUGCAUGAGCGACGAGCCACGUGACCGGCCCUCGUUCCAGCAGAUAUUUCAUGAGCUUGAAGGUUUACAGGUAUCGGAGUGUUAGGAAGCAUGUGAGGUUGAUGCCUAAUAUGGUAUACGGUGAAUGUAUUUCCUGCCCUCUCUCACCAUUGCUGCCCCCACUACAUAUCUAACAGGCUACCAAAAUAAUAAUCUGAUAAACUAUCACAGAACGUUGUACACGUGCAACUAGCACAACAUCACAACUUUACUUGUGGAUGAGCAACAGUGAAGUAUCUUGCCGAACACCUAUCCUACUCUUCACAGAGUUGUGAAGUUGAGAAAAAGGUCGGAGCAAAACCUGCUAUGUUCCGCAAGAUCAGGGACAAUCUGACACCAGCUGCGAGAAACACCUUCUACUGCUCAUUUAAUCAAGCACACCUUGCGUAUGGUUCUAAUGCGUUUGUACACUGCCUUCACACCACACAACAUGAUAGACUAACUCGCAUUGCUAUCCGCGCCGUUAGGAUUGUUUUUGGUUUCCCUUGGCCCUAUGAUGUUUCAGUCUUACACACCAGAUAUGGCCUUGCUCCUAUUGAACUGCGGUAUCAGCUUUUGUCUUUCGGGCCCUAGGUGGCAUAUGUAGUACUCUGCUCUCUGAUUGCUUCUGCCUUCUUUCCGCCACAACACACACAGCUGCCCGUACACGUUCCCAGUCCAUGGAUUCACUUGCUCUACCAAAAGCACGCAAUCGUUAUGGCGUAUUCGAUUUGAGCUUUCUGGCUUCUGACAUUCGCGCUUGCUCCUCGUUUCAUUAUUCCGCAAAUCCUGUUCUUUCUUUUUUACGAGAAACCACAAACAUCGAGAACAGAAUACUAGGCAUGUGCGGAUAAUGUCGGCAGAAAAUUGGCAGAAUUCGGUACUUUUUCUGGUAAGUUUCAUGCAUGUUUGGUAUGUGGAGAAAGAAAUAAAGCAGAAUUC
Messenger RNA from Sycon ciliatum, 4903 nucleotides. RefSeq lists its product as uncharacterized. Gene Ontology annotation, biological process: protein phosphorylation; signal transduction. The coding region runs from base 30 to 4028 and encodes 1332 amino acids. The record is from RefSeq and is a predicted model, not a curated record. Gene Ontology annotation, cellular component: cytoplasm. Lineage: Eukaryota; Metazoa; Porifera; Calcarea; Leucosolenida; Sycettidae. Gene Ontology annotation, molecular function: ATP binding; protein kinase activity; protein binding. The transcript is spliced from 2 exons.